AUGGAGGGUGUCGGGACUACAAGACAAUUGCUCAAGCUGCUUCGGCUCAUGCAGACUGGCGUGGACGUGACAAGUGAUGGCCAGAGCUCGUUGAAAGAGGAUGCGUGUCCCUUGCAGCAAUUGCCCAUGGACAUCGUGGUUGCCGAGAAGGGGGACGUCACGAAGAGUCCCACCGAACUACUCGUCGGCAUGAGGGGUGCAAGGACAUCGACCGUCCUCACGAACCUCAUGGGCAUUUGCAGCAAAGAGCCCAUGGACGCUGCUACGGAGCUGCCUGUUACCUUCCCAGGUGUUUCGUUGCACUACGCACCCCUUGAUGGUGAAUCUUGCCUUCUGAUGGACGACGUUGAUGCGCGCCUCGGUGCAGCACACGUCGGUGGAGGAUGUCAUGAAGGUCGUCAUGUUCUGGCAAGCCAUGCCGAACUGAGUUUCAUAAAGAUCAGCUGGUGUAGGAUCUUGUCUCGUUAUACGGAUCUGAACUUCAUGGAGUGCGACGACAGGUCCCGAAGAAUUACGGUCCAUAGUGCGGACAGGUUGCAGCCCAAGCUCAGUCUCCGCGCCUUGAAGGUGCGCAAGGAGAGGCGCUUUAUUCCUCCUUGGUCGCUUGAGCGUGAGCUUGACGAUUUGGAUAAAGUGGCAAAGAUGCUGCAGCGUCUCGAAGCACGCUCCGAUCCGGACCGUAUGUUGCUAUACCACCACACUUUCGUAAAGAGUGCGAGGAGUACUUUGAGGGAAGAGCUUGCACCCUUUCAUUGCAAAAGAUAUGCGUGCGGCAUCUUCCUAGGGUUGUUAGCAGCGGUUUUCGGAUGGCCGCGUCCACAUUGGGAGGGAUUCGUACAAGUCAAGGAUCUCGGCAGAGGUUGCAAGCUGGUGGCCGCUUUUGACGACUUGGCCGUAGUCAUCGUUGGUCUUCCAGCAAUGAUGAUUCUCGCCUGUGGGGCCUGGUUCUAUCCGAAAAUCGAAGGCAUUUGUUAUUGUGGCCACCAGCUGCAAAGACUUGACUGCAACAAGCUGCAGAGCCACAAGCACGGAGUUGCACAAUUGACCUGGUGGGUCUCGUUGAUAUGGUGCCUGACCGGUGUGCGUUUCCACACUAUAACUAUAGCGGAGCAUGAAGCAUGCGACAAGCCCGACUUCGUCGAUUGGCUCCGAAAUCACCUCCACGAGAAGUUCAGGCUAUCAUACUACACUACCAGGCUGAUGGUUGAUUUCACUGGUUCUGAGGGAGAAUGCCUCAUUUCCGGCACAUGGGCAGAGCUCCAAAGACCGUCUCAAAUUUACGUGCACCAGGCUGUUCCUGAAGACUUCCAAGAGUACAGGGACCUGCUCCACAGCAAUGAAACGAGCAACCUGGAGUUGGCCCUGUGGGCAGGCCAGGAUCCGAACUGCGUGAAUGAGAGGGGCCAGACGGCAGCGUGGAGGGCCAGCCGGAACGGCGACUUGGAGAAGCUUCGUUGUCUGCACAAGGCCAAUGCAGACUUCGACAUAACCGACAAGAGGGGAGCUUCGCCCCUUUUUGCAGCAUCAGACAAGGGCAAUGUGGCGGUGGUACGAUUCUUGCUGGAUUGUGGUGCCCGUGUCAACCUGCAAGGUGGCCCUGAUCAUGGAACGCACGCCGUCGUUACCUUUGCAAGCCCGCUGUACGCUGGUUGCCAGAACUGCAACGACGAGAUCGUGCAACUCUUGUUGGAUGCCCGCGCCGACGUGAAUGAGAGGACAGGAGAUGGGGCAACAGCACUGAUGGUUGCGGCGCAGAACGGGCCCGAGAACCUCUGCAGCCGAGUCCUGGCAGCCUGCGAGACGACGACCAUAAGCCUGGAAGAUCCCAAUGGUUUGACGGCCUUGUACUUUGCCGCCCAGAACGGCCAUGCCGUGAUUGUCGGGAUGCUUUUGAAAGCAGGCGCAUCGACAGAAGUGCGCAGCCAAGACGGAGCCACGCCGUUGUUCAAAGCGGCUCAGAACGGGCACCAGGAGGCUGUCGUACCCUUGCUGCAACACAGGGCCGAUGUUUUUGCAGCGGCGCAUGAUGGCACCACGCCUUUGAUUUUGGCAGCUUACAACGGGCAUGUGGACGUGGUGGACGUCCUGGUGCCAGAGAUCAUAAACAUGGCUGGGGUGAAAGGGCUCAACAUCGGCAUGCGGAGCAGCGGUGCGACAGCGAUGUUCGUGGCUGCACAGGCAGGGAAAGACGGCGUCGUGAGGAAGCUGGGCCUUUACGGGGCCGAUGCGCAGAAAAGCUUGUCGAGUGGGGCCGGUCCGAUUCACAUCGCAGCUCAGCUUGGGCACCUCAAGGUGCUCAAAGAGCUGCUGGACGCCAAGGCAGAUGUGGAAGCACGUGGGCCGGACGGCAUCACGGCACUCUACCUUGCUUCCGCGGGUGAUCAUCUCAAAUCUGUGAAACAUCUCCUAGAGCAGAGGGCGGAUCCGGACACAUGCCUGGACAGCGGGCAUCGGCAGCGUGAAGAAGCUUUCAACCAAGCUGCUUCUGAGUUGGAGGGUUCAUGGCUAUGA
Messenger RNA from Symbiodinium sp. CCMP2592, 2511 nucleotides. NCBI's taxonomy places the organism in Eukaryota, Dinophyceae, Suessiales, Symbiodiniaceae. The record is from the annotation of a GenBank genome assembly.